GAGCCCCGCAAGGUUGAGGCAGCUGCCUGCGUGUUCCGAUGCGGUUGCGAGUCCAUAGCAGAAAUCCCGCCCCCCUGCCUUGUCAUCCGUAAAGUCUGAUUGUCCAGGAGAGACAUCGACAGGCGUGAAAACUCCGUUCGCACGACGGGGCGGCUUACUUUGGCCUCAAGCUCAAAAACGCCUGCGGACUGUUGUUUGUCCAAAACGGUUGAACAAUAUGCGUUCACCCGUUUAGACAUCGGGUGUCUACUGGAACUUUCCAGCAGAGUGCACGCGGUUCGUGACGACGCAGCUUGUCUGGGUGCUACCGUGUCCCCCGUCUUGUAUCUCAUGGGAGGAGAAAUCUUUUUUUUGUUGAGUUACCGAAGUGUGCAAACGCGAAGACGAAGAUGAUCCACAAAAAAAGUUUUUCCGUCUUGGAGACGUCUUUCUGAGGUUUUCCGCUGCGGCUUAGGAUUUUUUUCUGGCCGACCUUCAGCCUAAAUGUUUUCAAGCAUCCGGGGUCUCUGUCUCAAAAAGGUCUAGGAAUUCUAGAACGCGGGGUAGAAGAUUUCACUUCAUUGAGUGCGCCUUCCCCAGAACGCGGGGAGGGCCAGACAACAGGGCUGUCGGCUAUGUCUCGCGUUGGCGCGGUUCUUUGGGUGGACGAUUCGAUAAAGCCUCGGCGCGAGGGUACUUUAGGCUGUUUGCUUUGCCGACAAUUAUAUAUGGUGUGAUGGCAAAAAUACAAUUUGGUUGAUUUUUUAGGAGAGUCAUUAGUGUAGCUAGUGCCUUCGCUGAUAGAAUAUAGAUAAACUUUUCGUGCCGUCCUCUUCAGAUAUUCCGCGCAGGGCUCGUGCGCUUCCAUUGAGCCGGCCAGGCACCGGCCCCCGGCACUUGCAACUGGGCACUGCGAAGAUACGUCCUCCACGAACAAGAUGGUUUGUAGAAGACGAUCCCUACCGCGGUGCGCGGUUUCCACUUUCCGGUUUUGCAGCGAAAUUAGUUCGUCACGGAUCCGCCAAAGCAACAGGCUUGAAAACCGGAGAAUUGGCGGCAACGCAACACAAGAUUGCGACGCGUACUGCUGACCACCUCCUGACGCUCUCAAAUCCCGUAAGUGAAUCAGAUGAAGAAGUGGCACAUUAAGGGUCUUGUCCCUAAUUCAUUUUCAUGUGGAGUUAGUUGUCGAUAAUUCAUUUCCAUGCGGAGUUUGGUGCCGCAUUGAGGAAGCCUUGUCUAGCUUUACGGUUCCCAGACAAUGACGGGCUAAGGGCUCUGUCUUAGAAAAUGAAAGUGGCCUGUCGAGAUUCUUCUAAAGAGACCACCAAAGAACAAGGAAGCCUCGGAGUGCAGCACAACAAAUUGUGCGUCCCGCGGAAAGUGUAGUAGCAGGACAAGUCGCGACAUUCCGCAGGGAUGAGUUUGGGAACGUUAUCUUUGAUUUUGAAGAAAAGCAGGCGGGGGAAGUAGGUGAAAAUAGAUGUCCACUAGAUGAGAAAAAUACCCACUCGAGAACCAUCGUCGCUGGCAACGUAGUUCUAAACUUCGAACAGAAAGAAGCGGGGGACAAAGAUAUUAAGACUUCUCCAAAUACUAGUACUUUUCAAACUCGUAGUACUAGAGUGGCCUGCUCCCCUCGUCGCGAAAUACGUCCUGCUCUGGAAGCCGUAGUAGUGGACGAGCGAGCGUCUCCGAAAAAAUUCAGUAGCAGUGGCGAGGACGGUCCGUUCACAAAGAGUGCUCUAGCAAGUUUACAUUUCCCGCAGGAUGAAGAGGAACGCAACACGUCAUCGCUGCUGGCACCGUCGCCACCUGCGCCGCGCAAAUCGUUACCCAAUACUCAGUUGGCACAGCUGUACGACCGAAGGCGCGUCGUAGCGGCGGCAGCCCGCGAACGGUCAACCACAACUUCACCGAUAACAUCCUCACACACAGCCACGACGAUACACGACACUGGCUUUGUGAACCCGUCACCUGCGUCCCACCACAUGCCUCCAACGUUGCUCACUGCGCCUUUCUCGUCUUUUACAACCGGCGCGCCGCCAGGCGACCUAUUCCGAGGACAUGCGGCGGAUUGCAAUUUCUCUUCUUCGGCUACUUCUAAGAGGAAAAAUGAUAAUGCAAAUGACAACAAGAAUCUUGUUGCGGCCAAUAGCGGUGCUCGUACAGCAGGAACAGGCGGUCUCCUCACGACUACAUCUUUUAAGACUUCUGGGAAUCCAUCAGCCGAAGCAUCUUGAGCCUCAGUCUGGUAAAAGACGGGACAGCCUUAAUUGGUGAUUACGUUCAUUUUCAUAAAGAACUCUGUCUGGGGGAACAGGUCCAGGAUGACUUUCAAGAUGGACUUCCCGGGAAGUAGUUCUAAGCUUUGCUAUUCUUCAAGAGUCAACAUUGGUGGUGAGUUUUGUGAAGACUUUGCCGUGAACACGGAGGGAUCUUCCUCAUGGACGACCAGAGGAUCAGUUCCGCCUAGCAUGUCCGUAAGCAGCAGUGGCGCGACGCUUCUCUCGGCUCCUGAGAAUGCGUCGAUGAACCACGGAGUUGAACACGAUCAACUACACCACAGUGCCUUUGCAAGUAAAAAUGUUCUUGAUCAUCCUGGAGCUUUAUCUGGCACAAACUUUCAAGGUCAAUAUGGCACUGUCAGGACCAUGUCUCAGGUGAAAAGUACUGAUGGUCCCUUUGCGAAAACUGCGUCAUUACCGGCGGACAAAUUCUUGCACAGGGAUUUGUCGAAGGAAAUUGUAAAGCGUGUCGGACUAAGUAGUGCUGCGGGCUCACGUCUAUUCGGAAGUCAUGGGCGCAUCAAGCCGACCUGGCGCGAAGAACAAGCUGGCGGAGGAUAUGCGCGAGCCUCUACUGUGAAGAAGAUAGGAGGCACAGCAACAUCAAGUAGUUCUCGCUUGUCGAAUAAGAAAAGUUCUGCUUGUUCCCCGCGAAGCCAUAACGCAGCGGGUGCUGCUGGAGCUUCUUCUAGCACAUUAAGUCGUACUGAAAACAACAAACAGGAGCAGCAUGACGAAAAUUGUCCUCGCCCCUCCACUUCGUAUUAUGAACGCGAGAAUGCCAAGCCAGCCUUUCACUAUUGGACGCCGCUAGUCGAACCAAGUGCUGAGCUUCGAUGGAAACUCGAGCUAGACGAAUGCCUAAAAAUUCUUCGGGAGAAAACUUGAAAAUCUUAGUGGUGCCCCAUGCAUUAUUGUUGUUCCGAAAGUCAAUAGUAAGCUGAUUUGCUUAGUAGAAAAAAUUCCAGUCGUUGAUGAAAAAAUCAGAGGCCCUAGUACCGAAGACGAAAAAAGUCCUAGUACUGAAUAGGACAAAACGCUGUUGCCUAAUAAAAGAGGCAAUGAUUUCCGUGCAUGAUGAACAAAAUUGUAAAGAAAACUCGUGUAACAGUUUUCUUGUGUUCUUAUCAAGCGUGAACAGACCUUAUUCGUAUGGCGCAAGUUGUUUACUUAGACGACCCUAGCAGUGUGAAAAUUCUUGCUGUGACAUUGCCGCCGCUGUCUUGCGUAGUAUCCCGUAGGUCUUACAGAAAAUUUUUUUUCAACAGCAUCGUUGGCAUAAUGCAACUUUUCCUAGCAGGAAGGAAGUGUCAUUGGUAAACUUGCUUUUUUCAGAAAUCCGAAUAAUCGAUCAACGAAACUAUUUGAUCAUGGAUCUGCGAACGAUUUCGUGUUCGCGAAAAUUGCAUUCGGAGUGUCGAGAUUUUGCGUCUGUCUUAAAUGUAUCUGUGAAAAGAAGAGAAAUGAAAAUGUUCCUAUGAUGUUCUCGGGAGACGAAUUUAUACCAGAACCUCAAUACGUAUACGAGUAAAAAUGUCUGUUCGAAGGAGAAAGGAACGCGAGAAGAGAGUCGGUUACCAUGAGCAAGAGAGAGGA
Amoebophrya sp. A25 is the source of this 3863-nucleotide messenger RNA. NCBI's taxonomy places the organism in Eukaryota, Dinophyceae, Syndiniales, Amoebophryaceae. The record is from the annotation of a GenBank genome assembly.